AUGACGACUCGCCCCGGAUAUCUCAGGGCAAAGGAACGACCUUCUUCGGCGAUCUACAUCGGAGCAGACAUUCCAGUGCUCUCACCUCCAAGCCUUCCAGAUCUCCCAGAACCACCGAGCCCCGUUUCUAGCGUGGGCUCACGAGGAUCUGGUUUACCUUCGCCACCAGCAACUAAUUCUACCGGGAGUGGAAGCACUGGCGGCGACAACGACCGUAGGACCACUCACGAAGACGACUUCCACUCUCGGCGGCGCCCUUUUUCCAUGAACUCGCUCAACGAGACCAAUAUAAAGGCUUUCCAAGAUGCGAUGGCUGCAAACCUCGAUCGAGACGGAAUUGACGAUGACGAAGAUGAUGACCACAACGACGGCGAGGGCGAGGAGGACAAUACAGCAAGGCUGGACCGUAUGCUUUCAAUCCGUUCCAGCAAUCAGGAAGAAUCCGCUUUGCAACGUGUAAAGUCUCUCACCGAACGCAAUCGCAUGACAUUAAACAAAAUCACGGCUUUUUCACGGCUUUCGUCACCAUCCCCAGCACCCUCGCAAAGGCGGCGGUCUCCACCACCAGCAAACUCCGUUUCUUCAUCUUCAUCUUCUUCGCAUACCGCCUCCACACGUCAGUCUGCAUCAGCCUCAACAUCAUCCUUAACACGCUCGUCUACGAACCGCCCACGUACAUCUGACUCUUCGACCCUUCACGGUCGCUCGCAGUCAUACGCAUACGACCUUACCCCCGAACAUCUCUCUGGGUCCGAAACUGAGCGCGAGUCGACCUCCCAGUAUACUCAGUCCUCCUCUUCCUCACGGCAGGCCCAGAUUGAUAAUCUUGCGUCUGCGGGCUCAACAUCCCGAGCCCAGCUCCCACCGCCCUCAUCGCGGCCCCAUACUCCCCCACCCACUCAACGCAGACGCCUAACGUCAGCACCUUCGUCACCUGCCCGAGUACGCGAUCUUGCAACUUCAUCGUCUAAUAUCGGGUUGUCCUCUCGUACGCGCUCACCACGGAAGCGAACAUCCAUGGCACUCACAGCUCCUGACCCAGACAACAACUACAACGACAAUUAUUAUGAGCGAGAUGAUGACAACCUCAGAGGAUCUCGAACCAACUCCAGGGUUGGCUUUGUUGACCAUGACAAUCCCAUGUAUGACGACACUGGACAACGACUCGGUGGUAGGGUUCCAUCUCGCACUUCUACCUUUGGACGGCGGACUUCGAGGCAGCCCCUUCCAAGGGAGUUUCGUGACAAUGCAUACGAUAUUUCGCAAGAGGAUGAUACUCGCAUGAGUAGACAGCAUAGCUUAGAUGGGAGCAUUGCUAACGACAGUGGCGUGGAUGUUAGCAGUGGCAGAUCUGCUUCGAGGGCCAAUGGGCAGCUUCCUCCCGAACCCCCGACACCCCAUCGGUCCCAUUACCCCUCGCGGCAUGUCCAGCAGUCUCCUCGUCGGGCAACGAAUCAGUCAAGUAUGCGAGACCCACAGAGACGACAACAAACAAGGUGGCUCCCAGGCGAUGUCAGCUUUGCUGAUGAUCAGGGUGACCUCACGACGGAUAUCCAAACCCAACAUGGUAGACGCCAGAGUCUCCGAGGUGGAAGUGCUGAGAGUGCACUUGGACUUGGUUCAGGGCGGAGUCUUGUUGGAGAGGGCCUGAGAGCGGCGGGUUUGACUAAGAGAGAUGUACCGGAACCUGUUCAGAGGCGCACGACAAGGGAAUCACACGAGAUAGAUUCAGCAGUUGAUCGCGGAGGCCGACCGCAGAGUCGCCUCAGUGGUAGCACGAGUUCAAAUCGUUACAGCGACAGCUUUCGACCUUCCUCUCGUGCACAUGGACAACUGUACAAUGACAACGACUUUCGUACACCAGAGCAUCCCUCUGGCGCUGAUAACGCCAGGAGAGUUGCCACAGCCCCCAGAGCAGCAACGUCGAUGGCAUCAUACCGCGCUUCGUUUGACGGCACGAGUUCUGCCAAUCAUGUCGAAGAUGAUUACGAAGAAGAACCGAGGACAGCGCCUCUACUACGGACAUAUAGGAGUAGCCUUGGUCUGGAGAAUUCGAGGGCAGGAUCUGCGCUUGGUCGCGCUCACCCAGAGAGGUAUUCGAGUCCGUUUGGGAGUACACGGAGAAGAGAGGAUGGAGGGCGAACGAUGGGUGGUACUUCAUCAAGAGAACUCGGGAAACAUGCCGAAUUGAUGAAACAUAGCUUGGAUGUUUUUGCUUCGAACUUGGAGCGUUUGGGGCUUACUGAGACUAGCGGACCCGCGGCCGACCUCGUGAAGAGUGCGCAGGAUAUCGUUGGGGCCUCUGAACGAUUGAACGAGUUGAUGAAGAGCGGGACCAACAGGGCAUUGACGGAGCAAAUCGAUGCUGAAGUUGGUGGGAACAGUAGUAGCGACGUUGAUUUGGUGGAAGUGUGGAGGAGCGUUGGCGGUCAGUGGAGAGAUGGGUUGAGAGUUAGUGAUGAGUUGGUAAGGAGUGUAACCAGCUUCUUGCUCGGUGUUGGAAGGGUGGUGAAGGAGCUUGGUGGCGAAACCGGAGGAGGGUAUGCCGGUGAUACGACGCAUGGGAGGAGUGUGAGUCUGGAUGAGGAAGCACUUGCGAGGGCCGCGAUGGAUUCAGAGGCCACUACUUCAAGUGGUGCCAGUGGACGCCGUAGUGUAGGAUCAAGUAGGCAGAGCUGGGAACCUCCGCCGAGGGAUAGGGAAUGGGAGCGGGAAGAGACCCUGAAGAAGCUAGCUGGUGGGGACUCCACGCAUCGCGAGUCACCGAUGCCUCGUCCUGGUUCAGGUCUCCGUAACGCACGGACACAAAGGGAGUCCCCCUUACCCCAGCGACCAUCUGUCUUGCGCGUUUUCAACACGGAUAGACAGGAAGUCGCUGCUACCCCAGUUCGUGCGCCGGCGGGAGCAAGGAAAGUGGGGCUAGAACGACAGGCCCCUUCCAUGGUCCCUUCAUCAUCAAUGCGCCGGGUAAGUAAUUCUCAAGAUAGCCCCAUGAUAGGCACCAGCGAAUCUCUGGAGACCGUUCAAGGAUAUGAGCCUUCUCCUACACCCGCCUCCCGUACCCAAAAUCCGAGCGAUCGCAUACAACCCCUCACCCACCGCGCAUUGACGGCGAGCGCGCUCAAUGCCCUCAACAAUUCUGAGCGCAACACCCGUGCCGGAUUAUCCCCGCUGGCAAUCCCUCCUCCCCUUCCGAAGCUCAAGUCUGAAUCUCCGUUGCAACGCAGUCAUACCAUUGCUACAGAUCGCUCUUUCACGAAGCCAGAACGUGAACGACGACAUAAGCAGGCUACUGCUUCAACUUCAACUAUCCGCCCCCAAUUCCCCGUAACCCACACAAAUCCUACGACUGCACUGAGUACGCACAGUUUGACCGCCUCGCCCGAAGACCAGCUGUUUCCUAUAUCGCGGAGCAACUCUGAACGUUCAGGAAGAUCUGAUGCAGCACGGCCCCAUGCCUCGGCGACUUUUUCACGACCUUCCACAGGGUCGACCGCUCUGACUGGUUUGCGAGAUAUAGAUCAGAGACAGAGGACCAUAUCGAACUCGGAGGAGGUAACAGACGAGCCGAAGGCCAACGGUACCACUGGGCCUUCUACGCGUGCCGUGAAGGCCGUCGCUAGGGCGUAUGGUCCCAUGACACCCUUAUCCGGGUCUGAGACGGAACGCGACACAAGGCGGAAGACUAUUGGGACUCGUCAAGGUGGACGCCCAUCACUUGAGGGUGAUAUAGGGCCAGGUUGGCGGUCUGGACAAUCCACCAUUGGGCAAGGCACUUUACCCGCAACAACAGGAAGGGCAAGAAGACAGACCGUUACUUCCCUUUUCGACCAAAGCUAA
This is a messenger RNA of Pleurotus ostreatus (oyster mushroom), 3840 nucleotides long. RefSeq lists its product as uncharacterized. The record is from RefSeq and is a predicted model, not a curated record. The coding region runs from base 1 to 3840 and encodes 1279 amino acids. Lineage: Eukaryota; Fungi; Basidiomycota; Agaricomycetes; Agaricales; Pleurotaceae. The transcript has 3 exons.